This is a messenger RNA of Penicillium salamii, 1911 nucleotides long. Lineage: Eukaryota; Fungi; Ascomycota; Eurotiomycetes; Eurotiales; Aspergillaceae. The record is from the annotation of a GenBank genome assembly.
AUGGACGCUGCAACUCCGCUGAAACGCUCCUCCGAUGACGCUGGUCUGGAGUCGGAGAAACGCCCGGCGCCCAAGAUCUCCAAAGCUCGUGCUUGCGCCGAAUGUAAGCGCCACAAGAUCCGCUGUGAAUUCCGACCAGGCGAGUCCACCUGCACCAAAUGCAUUCGCAGCGGCAUCAAAUGCGUCGUAAACGACUUUUCGCAGAAAUUCGUCGACGACGAUGGCAUUUGGAAAUCCCAGGCAAAUGCGACGAUAAACCAGCUGCAGGCAGCUGUGUCACAUCUAUUACGACAGGGAGGACACCCUGAACUAUCGACAUACGCCGAUACCGCGAAUGGAUCCAGUCCCGCCUCGCAUCGUCCCUCCAUCGAUCGCUCCCAGACACAAACCAGUCACGCAGAGGGACCCGGGGUCGUCAUGGAUAUAACGCGGGAGCCAUCGCCAGAGCAGGAUCUCCAGGACCCAGAGCUAGUUCCCGCGCCCAUGCGCAGUCUAUACGAGGUGACUAAACUACGAAAUCUGAGGAACAAUCAUGUCGAAGCACCCAAGCAGACUUUAUUAGAAGAAGACUUCAUUUCACGGGGAUUGAUCUCGUUGCACGAAGCAGAGGAAUUGUUCGCCUACUUCAGUCGCACCAUGAAUCAAUUACUAUGGGGUGGGAUCAUCCUUGUACACCGCGAGUUAACAUCCGUCCGACGGGCUUCGACUUUGCUUUCCGCGGCUGUCUUGACCGUAGCAGCACUCCAUAUCCCGAACCGCACCGAAACUCUGAACAGGUGUUACAGCGAGUAUGUAUCGCUGGUCUCCAGUAUGGCUCUGACCCGCGCCCACACCCUAGAUGACAUCCGGGGUCUUUGUGUGGGGGCAUUCUGGCUGUCUGAAUUGAGUUGGAAACUCUCUGGCCAUGCCGUGCGCAUCGCGACAGAGAUGGGCCUCCAUCAGAGUUAUCAGCGCUUGACGCGUGGACACACGGAUCAAUACGAGCGUGCCCAGCUCUGGUAUUUACUAUACGUGUGUGACCACCAUUUCAGCAUCGCUUAUGGUCGGCCGCCGGUCAUCCACGAGGACGUGGUGAUUCGGAACUAUGAGACCUUCCUUGCGCUGCCGAUGGUGGUGCCCGGGGACAUUCGGCUUUUAGCACAAGUGGCUUUGUUUAUGAUUUUGACCGAGGCGUAUCGCAUGUUCGGCAGCGAUACAGAACAGGCCUUGACUGAGGAGGACUUUGGUCAGUUGCGCGUAUACAAUGUCGCCGUAGACCAAUGGCGACUCCUCUGGCAGCCUCGAUCGGCCGAUAGUGCCUAUGUGCGAACUUAUCCGUCCAAAGGCGUCGUCUUGCAUUAUCAUUUCGCCAAAUUCCAGCUCAACUCCCUUUCUCUCCGUGCCCUGUCACCCUCCAAUACCCCGGUCUUCUCCAUGGACCGCAAAGAGUCCGCCAACAUCGCCAUCUCCUCAGCAAUGGCCUGUCUAAACAUGGUCCUCGAAGAACCCGACAUACGAGACGCAAUCGUAGGCGUCCCCAUCUUCACCCACACCAUGGUAACAUUCUCCGCCGUAUUCCUCCUCAAAGUCGCCAUAAACUGGAACACCGCCUACCUAAGCAUCAACGCCCGCCAAGUCCGCCGCCUCGUAGAACGCGUUAUCGAACUAAUGAACUGCGUCUCCGCAGGCGAGCGCCAUCUAACCCGCCACAUCGCCCGCGGUCUCGGCAAAAUGCUCGAACGCUUCGAUUCCUGGGAAGCAGCCUGGCAAUUCCGCGACGUAGAAGGUCGCGAUGUACCAGGUGGAGCAAACGCCAUGGCUCAGGGAUUCCCACCCCCAGACUUGAUUUACGGAAUGGUCGGGACAUAUGGAUUCGGACUGGAUGAGAAUUUACUCGAUCCGAUGGCCGACUUUGAGUUCCUGACGCAAUAA